AUGGGCGAGCAUAAUCUCCUGAAUCCCGGGUUUGUGGGGCCGCUGGUGAACAUCCACACGGGAGACACGUUCUACUUCCCCAACUUCCGCGCGUCCGGGGCGCAGCUGCCGGGGCUGCCUUCGCUGUCCUACCCGCGCCGCGACAACGUGUGCUCGCUGCCCUGGCCGUCGGCGGAGCCCUGCAAUGGCUACCCGCAGCCCUAUCUCGGCAGCCCGGUGUCGCUCAACCCGCCCUUCGGCCGCACGUGCGAGCUGGCGCGAGUGGAGGACAGCAAGGGUUACUACCGCGAGCCGUGCGCCGAGGGCGGCGGGGGCCUGAAGCGUGAGGAGCGCGGGCGCGAGCCGGGCCCGGGAGUCGGGCCAGGGGCAGCGCUGCUGCCGCUGGAGCCGUCGGGGCCGCCCGCGCUCGGUUUCAAGUACGACUACGCGGCAGGCGGCGGCGGCGGCGACGGUGGCGCGGGACCCCCGCACGACCCGCCCUCGUGCCAGUCACUGGAAUCCGACUCCAGUUCGUCCCUGCUCAACGAGGGCAACAAGGGCGCCGGCGCGGGCGACCCGGGCAGCUUGGUAUCGCCUUUAAACCCCGGCGGCGGGCUCUCGGCCAGCGGCGCGCCCUGGUACCCGAUCCACAGCCGCUCCCGGAAGAAGCGCAAGCCCUAUUCGAAGUUGCAGCUGGCGGAGCUGGAGGGGGAGUUUCUGGUGAACGAGUUCAUCACGCGGCAGCGCCGGAGGGAACUCUCAGACCGCUUGAAUCUUAGUGACCAGCAGGUCAAGAUCUGGUUUCAGAACCGGAGAAUGAAAAAGAAAAGACUUCUGUUGAGGGAGCAAGCUCUCUCCUUCUUUUAG
Molecule: messenger RNA, 846 nt
Organism: Neomonachus schauinslandi (Hawaiian monk seal)
Lineage: Eukaryota; Metazoa; Chordata; Mammalia; Carnivora; Phocidae
Gene: HOXC12
Product: homeobox C12
Exons: 2
Coding region: 1-846 (281 amino acids)
Biological process (GO): regulation of DNA-templated transcription
Molecular function (GO): DNA-binding transcription factor activity, RNA polymerase II-specific; sequence-specific double-stranded DNA binding
Source: RefSeq, a predicted model, not a curated record